This is a messenger RNA of Panicum hallii, 2324 nucleotides long. RefSeq names its product scarecrow-like protein 1. The coding region runs from base 307 to 1995 and encodes 562 amino acids. Gene Ontology annotation, biological process: regulation of DNA-templated transcription. The record is from RefSeq and is a predicted model, not a curated record. Gene Ontology annotation, molecular function: sequence-specific DNA binding; DNA-binding transcription factor activity. Gene Ontology annotation, cellular component: nucleus. The transcript is spliced from 4 exons. NCBI's taxonomy places the organism in Eukaryota, Viridiplantae, Streptophyta, Magnoliopsida, Poales, Poaceae.
ACGCACGCGCGGCGCCCACCGUUUCCUCCCCUCCCCUCCCUCCUGCCACGCCCCCGCUUGUCUUCUCGCCCUCCCCCACCCGCCGCUCCCGCUCCGCGCUCCUGCCUCACCCGCCGCCGCGCCGGCAGUUUACCCCGUUCGCCUCGACCGGCGGAAGCUCCGACGUCCUGCACCGGCCAGUCCUUGUGGAGGUGUUAGGAAUUAUCCGUGCUGAAUUAAUCGGUGGAAGCUGCACAUUCACUGUUUUUAUCUCAGAUCUCAAAAGUGAUAAAUUGACCUGGCUGGCUGAGAAUUGUGAGAUAAAUAAUGUCUUUCAUUAGGCAAGCAGACCCAUCAGCAUCCUGUGCGGAAAGCCCUUACAUUCACAAACUUGGCCCACCAGGCUCCGUUUUCCCUGCACAAAGAUUUGCCUCUGGUAAAGAAUUGCUUCAUCAUUUACCUCAACCAUAUAAAGCUGAGGGCUAUAGACAGUCUGAUUUCAACAGGACAGCGGCUCAUGUGUUUCAGAACUCGUUUUACAAUACUGAUAGCCAUGUGGAAUCUCACUUCAAUGAAGCAACUUGUUCUCCAGCAAUCUCCAAUGUAUCUCAGCAGAACUCCCAAUCUUUAUCAGACAAUCAGACCUCCGAUCUUGAAGUAGAGUUUGAUGAAGAUGAGAUGAGGCUAAAGCUUCAGGAGCUUGAGCAUGCUUUACUCGAUGAUGGUGAUGAGAUCUUUUCUGAUUUGUCAGGGAUCAUUGACGAUGAGUGGAAUGAUAACAUGAAGAACAAUGACUGGACUAAUACCAUGAAGAAUAUCAUGAGUCCGGACUCUCCAAAAGAGUCAUCACCAGAAUCAAGCCUCUGUUGUCCUGACAGCAAUAAUGGAGAAACACGGGGCCCAAAGCAGUUGCUCUUUGACUGCGCUGAAGCAAUAUCUGAAUAUAGCGUCGACGAAGCGCAAUCAAUCAUAGCAGAACUACGACAGAAGGUUGCGAUUCAGGGAGACCCUUCUCAGAGAAUUGCAGCCUAUCUUGUGGAGGGCCUUGCUGCCACAAUACAGUCUUCAGGAAAAGGGAUCUACAGGGCUCUGAGGUGCAAGGAGGCUCCUACUCUGUACCAGCUUUCAGCUAUGCAGAUCCUCUUCGAGAUCUGCCCAUGCUUCAGGCUAGGCUUCAUGGCUGCUAACUAUGCUAUUCUUGAAGCUUGCAAAGGUGAAGAGGUUGUGCACAUUAUUGACUUUGGCAUCAACCAGGGUAGCCAAUACAUAACGCUGAUCCAGUUCCUACGGAAUAACAGUAACAAGCCACGUCUUUUGAGAAUAACUGGUGUCGAUGACCCAGAGUCAGUUCACAUGGCUGUUGGAGGACUAAAGGUUGUUGGGCAGCGACUCGAGAAGCUUGCAGAGGACUGUGAGGUCCCAUUUGAGUUCAGGGCAGUGGCUUCUAAUAUUGAGGAUGUGACACCUGGAAUGCUGGAUUGCCGUCCUGGAGAGGCCCUCAUUGUUAACUUUGCAUUCCUGCUGCACCACCUGCCUGAUGAAAGCGUCUCAAUGGUGAACGAAAGGGACCAGCUCCUCCGUAUGGUAAAGGGUCUCCGACCGAAACUAGUGACGUUGGUGGAGCAGGAUGCAAACACUAACACCACUCCAUUCCUUGCAAGGUUCCGGGAGGUCUAUGACUAUUACUCAGCACUUUUUGAUUCACUAGAUGCAACCCUUCCAAGGGAAAGCCCAGAUAGAAUGAAUGUGGAGAGGCAGUGUCUUGCACGAGAAAUUGUCAACAUCUUAGCUUGUGAAGGUUCUGACCGUGUGGAAAGGUAUGAAGUGGCUGGGAAAUGGAGAGCGAGGAUGGCAAUGGCUGGUUUUGUGCCAUCCCCAUUUAACAGCAAUGUGAUCAACGGCAUAAAAUCUCUAUUAAAAUCGUACUGUGACAGGUACAGGUUCGAGAAGGUCCAUGAUGGCCUCCACUUUGGCUGGGGAGACAAGACGCUCGUCGUCUCGUCGGCAUGGCAAUAGAAGCUCGGAUCUUAGCACUGCUGCAUUUUAGGCGCACCUGGUGCAAGGGCUGUAAAGAGAUUUCUACCACCGUAUUGUUGACCUACCAUAUACUCAUGUCAUAUCUGACCUUAGCGUGCUGCUUGUAGACUUGUAAGGUCUGCCUAGUUUGUUAGAUGAAAUAUGUUGUGCGUUGUACACAAUUGUGUAGGAUCACUGUGGUGUACUUGAUUUUGCCCGCCCUUUGGAGGGGUAGAAUCGCAAUGUGCCGACAUUGUUUCAUGUAUAAAGUACUGUAUGGAUGCUCUAGUAGCUGAUAGAUGGGAUAAAUAACAAGAAUUCGUCAUCCA